Molecule: messenger RNA, 1376 nt
Organism: Trichoplusia ni (cabbage looper)
Lineage: Eukaryota; Metazoa; Arthropoda; Insecta; Lepidoptera; Noctuidae
Product: septum formation protein Maf
Exons: 4
Coding region: 399-1019 (206 amino acids)
Molecular function (GO): nucleoside triphosphate diphosphatase activity
Source: RefSeq, a predicted model, not a curated record
AAAAAAUUGUAUUGUUUGUUGUGUCUGUAAAAUAUUCUAGGUCUGAGCGUUUAAGAUUUGCGCUCAUACGCUUACCUUAGGCGCUUACUAACCUGGGAUUCAAACUUGCUAAUUUUGUGUCAAAUGUGAAUGUCACUACGAAGUCAAAACAGCGUGCUUUCAGCUUUAAAUUGUAAACAAUCGUUGCAUUACAUUGAAAAUUAUAGUUGUAAGACAAAUAGAACUACCUACUACUUAUUCUUAUCUAUGAAUACUAUCUAACGUGGUUAUGCUACUAUAAUAGUGAUUAAUUUGCUUUGUACCAUUACGGAAGGAUCUUAAUAUUUAACUUCUGCUAAAUACACACAGAAAGAUACCUAUAUCUUUCUUGAUAACAAUAUUAGCAUUAAUAAAUCAAUAUGCUGCAGCCAAUAAAACACAUUUUGAAGGAAAAACUUAUAAUAUUAGCUAGUGGAUCGCCAAGACGGAAAGAAUUAAUUGAAAAUAUUGGUUUAAAAGUAGAACUUUGUCCAUCAUUGUUUGAAGAGGAUCUUGAUCCAAAGAACUUUAGCAGCUUCUCAGAGUUUGUGGAGGAGACUGCAUUGCAGAAGGUUCUAGAAGUUGAGAACAGGUUAAAAUCAUCAGGUCGGAUACCAGAUGUAGUUAUCGGCGCCGACACUAUGGUCACUCUAGAUAAGGAAAUGUUUGGAAAACCUACUUCAGAAGAAGAAGCUUUUCAAAUGUUAUCACGCUUAUCAGGUAGGGGGCACACAGUAUACACAGGUGUAGUUAUUAAAUCUGUGGACAAAGUUAUUAAGUUCACUGAAAAAACUGAUGUAGUGUUCGGGAAGUUAGAGGAGCAGCAGAUUAGAGGAUACAUAGCUACUGGAGAACCUAUGGACAAAGCUGGCGGGUAUGGCAUCCAGGGAGUAGGCGGCACUUUUGUGGAGAAGGUGGAAGGAGAUUACUUCACAGUUGUUGGACUGCCUCUAUACAGACUCUGCUCCGUCAUAUAUGAUAUGUAUAAACAUCAAAUAUGAUGACAUGUAGUACAAAUGUAGGCAUGUUUUAACUUUGCAUUGUGAUAUAAAACAUUACCUUGAUGGUUAGAUCACUUAGAUAAAUUUUAAUUGUACAAUAGUCAAAGAAUCAAUGUGAUUGCAAUAGUGUUGCUUAGUUGUAAGUAGUCCCAGUGUAAUGUAAGGCAGUGGUAGACAGUGGUAUUAAGACUAUAUAUUUUUAUGGUAAACCCUUAAAGCUUCAAAACCAUUUUGUGACUUAAUUUAUUUAUUUGUAUUGUUACCAGACAUUAGUAUUUACUAGAAUAUGUUCCUAUUUCAUACUGUUAACAUUGUUAUGACAUUUUCUAUGUUAAAAUAUAAUGAAUUUGUUUAGAA